CCUGAGUUUGGUGCAAAUGGAGGAGACCACCAACUGGGUGGCUGAAAUCAACAUGGCGAAACAGUUACUAGCUUAUGAAAUUGAGCGCCUCAUGCUUCAAGAACUUACGGGUUCCUCUUCUCUUUGUGACAACCAAAGAAUAAAUAAAUUAGAGAAAAGCAACAACAGCUUAUGCAAACAGAACCUUGACCUACUUGAACAAUUGCAGGUGGCACAUAGUAGGCUCCAAAGUCUUGAAGCCAUAGCAGAGAAGCUCCUGACCAAUGAGAGCAAGCUGAAGCAGGCCUCACCGUCCUUGGAGCUAGAGGGUCACCCUGCUGUGGAUGGUGGAAGCUUGAAGGCAGCCUACCAGGGAAGUCACCCACUGAAGCUGAGCACUCUCAGCAGUCUGACUGUGCCCAGCCUGAGCCCAGAGGUGACAGCUCUGCACCGAAAUUGUACACUUUCCUAACACUGCCCAGGCCUU
Messenger RNA from Chinchilla lanigera (long-tailed chinchilla), 466 nucleotides. Its product is annotated as TBC1 domain family member 1-like. NCBI's taxonomy places the organism in Eukaryota, Metazoa, Chordata, Mammalia, Rodentia, Chinchillidae. The record is from RefSeq and is a predicted model, not a curated record. The transcript has a single exon. The coding region runs from base 17 to 451 and encodes 144 amino acids.